This is a messenger RNA of Rhodamnia argentea, 1053 nucleotides long. Its product is annotated as disease resistance protein RPM1-like. Gene Ontology annotation, molecular function: ADP binding. The record is from RefSeq and is a predicted model, not a curated record. Bases 1 to 1053 code for a protein of 350 amino acids. The transcript has a single exon. Lineage: Eukaryota; Viridiplantae; Streptophyta; Magnoliopsida; Myrtales; Myrtaceae. Gene Ontology annotation, biological process: defense response to other organism.
AUGAAAGAUUGGGAACUGAUCGUAAAUGAAUUACAGAUUGGUUCCAUUGGAAGUAGAGUAUUGGUCACUUCUCGCAACAGCGAUGUUGGCGCCUCUUGCGUCGAAUGCCCCAAAUAUGUCCACAAACUGAAUGGUUUACCAUGGAAGAAAGCAUUAAACCUAUUCUGUAAGAAGGCUUUCCGUAGCUGCCAUGGGAUUUGUCCCCCGGAGUUGGAGGAUUUCUCCGAGAAAAUAAUUAAGAAGUGUGAAGGGCUUCCCUUAGCAGUAAUAGCAGCUGGCAACCUUCUAUCAAAGAAGCGGCAAAUUCCAUAUGAAUGGAAGAAAUUGCAUGACAGCCUCGGAGCCAAUCUUCAUGUUAUGAGGAGUAUUCUGUUGCCAAGUUACAAGGACCUCCCGAGCGAUCUAAGAAGCUGCUUUUUGUACUUCAGCAUAUUUCCUGAGGACUAUCCGAUUCGGCGGCAAAGAUUGAUUCGCCUAUGGAUAGCUGAAGGAUUUGUGAAGGAAGCAAGGAAUACAACUCUGGAAGAAAUUGCAGAGCAUUAUCUUAAUGAGCUCGUUCAGAGGAAUCUGGUUCUUGUGACAGUGAGGGAAAUCGAUGGACGGGUGAGAAGUUGCCAUGUCCUGAAUCUUGUUCACAAAUUCAUCAUUGACAAGGCUGAGGUAGAGAACUUUGUCGGAUCUGCAUCCGAAAGAAGCUCAUCAUCCCAGGGAAGAAUCCGGCACCUAUCUGCUCAGACGGAUAUUCACACAAAUGUUGAACUUGGUGAAACAUUAGGUCAUGUUCGGUCCGCUUUCAUGUUUGGGAGAGGAAAGUUUUCAGACUUGAAGUUUUUCCAGCUGUUGAGGAUUUUAGAUAUGCAAGGCGCUCUGCUGGAGGAUUUCCCCAUCAUUGUUGUCAAACUUGUGCUUCUAAAGUACCUGAGUUUGCGAGAGACAAAUAUCAAUACAGUUCCGAAGUCCAUAAAGAAGCUUGGCCUCCUUGAAACCUUGGACCUCAAGCAAACAAGAGUCACGCGGCUUCCAGAGAGCAUUUUUUGGCUGCACCGAUGUUGA